Messenger RNA from Coturnix japonica (Japanese quail), 5651 nucleotides. The record is from RefSeq and is a predicted model, not a curated record. NCBI's taxonomy places the organism in Eukaryota, Metazoa, Chordata, Aves, Galliformes, Phasianidae.
UGUGGUCUGGCUGCAUGGGCCUACUAGUAAGCCACACUAUCUGACUUAAACCUUAUGAGAACUACUUCUACCCUAAGUAACUCGCUCAGCCUAUGUUAUGUUGCAGGAGCUCCAUGGAGAUGAAGCCUGUUGGCUUUAUUUUGGUCUGAAAUAUGCUUUGCUUCAGGUUGCCACGAGAAUCUCUCUGCUCCUGCAGAGCUGCAGCCUUGUAACUGGGUAACAUUGAGUGGCUGAGGCUGGGGCAGGUCUGAGUGCUUUGGUGGCUGAGGUGGCAUUGGCACGUGGCACUUGUCAGGGUGCGUACUUUUAAAUGACAGCAGCCUGUUCAUCCCUUCAUAAUUUGCAAUUUGCAUUUAAAAGCGAAGGGAUUUAAGUGUUGUUGUUUUUUUUCCUUGCAGUUGUGGUCCACAGCAGCAAUUAGCUGUCGUGAUGUUUGGCUCUGGUGGCUAAUUGUAAAUGUGAUUCUCGUGAGUGUGCAAGGAACCUACAGAACUGUAAUGUCUAACACUACACGGAAUAACAACUGUUGGAAGGCUGUGCUCAACUCUGCAAAACUAAGCAAAGAAGGGAAGCGCCUCCUGAUAAGGAUCAGCCUCUGUUAAGAAAUGCUGUGGUAGCUAAGGGGCAUUUCUAGGUGGGAGAGACACUGUGAAGCUCAGUGCAGGGCAAGGAGAGCUGAGGAAGGAGCCUUGCAUGUGAACCAGGAUGGACUGGCUGUGACGGUGUGCCUUAGCUGGAGGGGGAGAUACGAUGAAGAGUUCCUGCAGAGCUGGCCUCCACAGGGAACCAUUGAAUUCUGCAUCUUCUACUUUCCAUCAAGUCAAACGGUAUGAACAGACCAGCUGGUCUCCCUUUCUCCCUGUAGCUAAAUAUUUAGCACCUGUUUAGCCUUCCCCUUGCUUUCUUAUUGUCUUGUGUGUCACUUGGUUGGUCUCAACCCUUACUUUCCAAUAGUCUUUAACUGAAAUAUAAUGGCUUAAGGGCAGAAAUGUUCUUUGACGCUGCUAUUUGAUAAUGACAGCUACAGAUGGUACUGUACUUGGAGAAGCCUUUGAUGAUUAUAAUUUUUUUUUUAGUAACAGCUGUAAAUUAAUUUGGGAAUAUGGCUUUGAAGUGUAUUGGAGAGUGGCUCAUCGUAGUAGGCUUUAAAACAUGCGGUCAGCUUACAGCAAGUGGAAAUGCUGGCAAUCAUUGUUGUGGUUUGUCUUACUAUGGAGUAAGUAACUGGAAUGGCUUAAUCUUAAGUUUUUGUAUUGCCACCUUCUCCUGUGUCUCUUCCUAAGAAGAAAUGCAUGACUGAUUUCAAACACUUGCGCUUAUGCGACAAUUAAGUGAACGCCUCUCACUGUGUCUUGUUAUAGGAACGCCGUACAGAACAAGUUGUCCUUAUGCAAAUGAAAGAACAUGCCAGUUUGGAAAUACAAUACAAUAAAAUACAAUACAUAUCUCUUUUGAAACCAAGACUCUUAAACUUCCUCUAUCUGGAGGAAGAGAGGCAGCUUUCUCAUUUCCACAAUUCAUGUGGGUUUAAAGUGAACUUUAACCUUUGUUCCUUGUGGUUAUGUAGGCAACGCAUACUUGCUAUGUUAGUCUCAUAGUAAUUUAGGGCUGGAAGGGACUCUGUUGGUUACCCAGCUCCUUGCUUUCCCAAGGAGCAUCUCAUAAUCCUUUUGGUAAACCUGUAAUUGUUUUUAGGCUGGAAUUCUGUCUUUUCUUCUCCCAUAGAUUAAACCGUAAUUGAAGGUGACAGCUCUAACUGUGCAAUUAGGAGCAAUUUUGAUCUGCAGAAUGAAUGUUCAUGCCAGCUUAUAUAUGUUAAUUUGAGCUGGUGAUGUUAUGUAUUUUGCCUAAGGACCACCCCUUGUUUUCAGUUUUACCUCUUUUACUGUGUUCUGUAAACUUCAGCUAUAUGCUCUCACCUAUGUUUUGCUGUGUCCAAUGGCCCCUGUGUCUCCUAGUAGCUUCUUGAAUAGUGACUGUUCUUAGUCUGGGUGAAUCUCCUCUGAGCCAUGACUGUGCUGACUCCUAAGGGAGACCUUAUAGGAGGACUUUUCCAUAUCACAGGUCUGCCUUCAUUUGCCUCCAUGUCAAGGAUGUGUCUAUUUGUAGCACCUUUUUUUGGUUAACUGAAACUGUGCUUCUUGGUAUUCAGCCUUCUGUGUCCACAUCUGUACUUCAAAAUUCUGCUCUGUUUCUAUUACCAGGUGCUUUGUGCCUCAUCCAUACUUUGGAUACAUACAUGUCUUUGGUUUUGAGGUUGGUGUUUUAGUGUUCAUCACCUGGGGCUCUCUGCUCUUAAUACAGCUUCUUUGUGCCUUUGAACAAUCCUUUGUCAGUCUGUCUUACCCACUAGAUUCCUUGUGCCUCCUGAAGACCAUAUGAGUAAACCACAUUUCAGACUGUUUCUUCAAGAAAGCUCUUCUUUUGAAAACCUUCACAUUAUCUGGUAUAUUGUAUUAUUUCUUUUUCCUAUUUCCCCACAUCUUUGUAAUCUUCUUUUCUUUCAAAGCACUGUUUUACAUCAAAGUGAUACCGGCAGGCCUGGGGAUGCCACAGCCCUUCUCCAAUGCAGCACUAUCUAUCUGGGAUGUUUGCUCUGCCAUCAUCUUUGUGCUGAAUGCUUUUGGAGCAGCUGAUGACUCUGACUACCAGGUCUUUCGGUUGUUGUUUUCCCUCUUUUUGUCAUCCCUGUGUCAUCUGUGGCGUGAUUGAAAAGUAGGGAAGAGAUCUGAGCUUCCUGAGGCUUCAAUGAAUAAUUGAUUGUACGUCAUUUGACCUGAAAUAGCAGUGAGCAGCUGAACCAACUUUGCUGGCUAAACGUGUCCUCCGAGCCUGCUGGGGUACUGCUGUGAGCAGCUACCGCAGCUUUUCUCCUGAAAGCACCUCCAAAAUGCCCUUCUGAGUGGGGAAGAGGGAGGACUGCAGGCAUGCUUCUCUGCUGCCAUUCACCUGCUUCUUGAUUCUGGCCUGUACACUGACCCAGGGUUUCUGGUAUGCACUUAAAGCCAUAUCUCAAGUUACAGAGGAAAGAGCGAUCAGAAAUAAGCCAGGACUCUCUGAGAGGCCCACCUAUGAGCCAGAGGUCAACACAAGACAAAUACACCAACAACUGCACCAAACUGAGAGUUUUCCCCAAACCCCCCCUUGUGACUCCAUCUCGAAAGCUUCUAGGAAUUAUUUAUCCAAAUACUAUGUGCAAUAUGAGCGGGAAAGGUCCGGCAGAUGGUCUUAGUGCCAGGGAGAAGAAGAACGUCCUGUCAGCAACGAUCCAUCAGGGAGAAGAAGGGGAAGGGCCUCUGGAUGUGUGGGCUGUGGUGAAGCCUGGCAAUACGAAGGAGAAGAUCGCUUUCUUCGCAGCCCAGCAGUGCAGUGGCAGCAACCGGCUGGGCUCCAUGAAGCUGAAAAGCACAUGGGAUAUCGAUGGGAGAACAGUGAAACGGCGGAAAAAAACGGUGGAUCUGAAAAAAGCCAAGAUCCAAUUGGAAAGAAUGAGGGAGGUGAAUGCUAGGUGCUCCCAGCCGGAGCCUUUCGCGUGCGGCAUCGAGCAUUGCUCCGUGCAUUAUGUGAAUGACAGUGGGGAGGGUGUGUUCCCAGGCCGGUCCCUCUCCGUGAUAGAGAUGGUUGCAUUUCUAGAGCAGCGAGCAAGUGCUUUACUGGUAGACUGUGCUAAAACUUGCACAUCCGCCUCCACCGCGAGGCUGAGCGCUCCGUCUAAAGGUGCUCUUCCCAGCUCUGACCCUUUCUCCGCUGCUGGGCCGUGUGAGGUGCAUGAGAGGGGAGGCUGUGGCAGCAGCGAGCAGCAGCAGAGUGAGCCGGUGCGUGUCCUGGACAUGGUGGCCAAGCUGGAGUCGGAGUGUCUGCGGCGGCAGAGCGAGCGGGACGGCGGCAGCCUCUCACGUAACAACAGCUUCCGCAGGAACGUGGGGCGGGUGCUCCUGGCCAGCAGCACGCAGCACGGUGCUGAGCCUGGCAGAGCCUCUGUGGGCAGCGUGGGCCGGGGUGAGGAGCUGGGGGCAGCGGGGGCUGGCUGUGGGGUGAGGUGUGGGGAUGCUGGGCUGUGGGAUGGCGCUGCCUCUGCUCCGCAGCCGUUCCCUCCCGGGUUGGAGGCUCACGUGGGGAAUGCGGGUUCAGGACUUGCUCACGCUGUGUUGGCCAUUGCGGCUGGAAGGGGAGAUGCUGAAAGGCGGGUUGAGCCUCCCAGAGCUCUGCCAGCCCUGUGUCCGGCUGUAGCCGGGGUGCCGGUGGAUUCCUUACCGAGCAAGAGCGCGACUGUUGAUUGUACAUCGAAAGAAGCUGUGAUCCUCUCGAAGCAGAGCCUGCAUCCUGCUAGGAAGGAGCCCUUGUGCAUCAGUAUAUCGGUCACCAAGACCGAGAAGGGGUGCCAGAAAGAGAAGCUCCCUCCCUCCAGUUUGAGUGAAGACCCCCUCCCGGGGAGGUUGUUUUUUCUCCAGGCUGAGCAGAAUGCCACCCACGCACCACAGCCACUGCGGGAGCGUACCCAAGAGAAGCCAGGAGAAGGAGUGCAGAACGAGGAUGAGGAUGCUUUGGAAUCUGACAAAUCGUGUGUCAGGACCAACGUCACUCCUGAGCCAUCAGCCCUUUCUGUUCCCCCUCCAGAAGGUGCUUUGCAAGUCCUCGAUGCUUCCUGCUUGAAACGGCAGGUGUCGCAUGACUUUUUGGAGACCAGGUUUAAAAUCCAGCAGCUUCUGGAGCCUCAGCAGUAUAUGGCUUUCCUGCCUCACCACAUCAUAGUGAAGAUCUUCGGCUUGCUCCCUACGAGGAGCCUGGUGGCCCUAAAAUGUACUUGCUACUACUUCAAGUUCAUCAUCGAGUACUACAACAUCAGGCCGGCAGACUCGCGUUGGGUCCGUGACCCCCGUUACCGAGAAGACCCCUGCAAGCAAUGCAAGAAGAAGUACGUGAAGGGGGACGUGUCGCUGUGCCGCUGGCACCCCAAACCUUACUGCCAAGCUUUACCCUAUGGGCCUGGGUACUGGAUGUGCUGUCACAGGUCCCAGAAGGGCAUCCCGGGCUGUAAGUUGGGUCUCCAUGACAAUCAUUGGGUUCCUGCCUGCCACAGCUUUAACCGUGCUCUCCAUAAGAAGACCAGAGGAGCGGGAGCCGAAGGAGAAGAGGAAUAUUAGUGCACAUACACUUUCCUGUGAGAUGGUUUGAGGUAGGAGGAGAUUCUCAUGCCUUGUGCUGUUUACAGUGUAUAUAAUUGUCGUGUUUUUCACAGGGCUAUGAAACUGCACAUACUUCAACACAAGAGCCUUUACCUUUUAGGAUAAAGAAAGCUUUUAGUCCAUCUAUGUAAAUAACACUAUAAAAACUAAUUGUACAUACAGAGUCUACAGCUGGCUGAACAACGUAAUCACUACAAUGCAGCUACCAUAGUGUUGCAGCUAUAGUUGUGUGUGUUUUUAAGUGUCAUGUUUCAAAAUCUGUAUAUCCUGUAUAAUAUAUGAAUGUUUCUGCGAAGAAACUCUAAAUAGGUAAAGGCCAACUUGGUUAAAGAAUCUUCAAACAACUUAACUGGACAACCUUAAAACUAGACUAGAACAGAACAUGACUGUAGUGUUGGCAUUGGAGAAAAAAAAAAAAGAAUAUUAUUGUAUAGUCAGAGUAUAAAAAAGUUCUUGCCUACUUUA